This is a messenger RNA of Amphibalanus amphitrite, 5166 nucleotides long. RefSeq names its product pumilio homolog 2-like. Gene Ontology annotation, biological process: miRNA processing; regulation of mRNA stability. The record is from RefSeq and is a predicted model, not a curated record. Bases 111 to 3677 code for a protein of 1188 amino acids. NCBI's taxonomy places the organism in Eukaryota, Metazoa, Arthropoda, Thecostraca, Balanomorpha, Balanidae. Gene Ontology annotation, cellular component: cytosol; cytoplasm. The transcript has 12 exons. Gene Ontology annotation, molecular function: mRNA 3'-UTR binding.
ACUGCGCGCGCGGCGCACGUUGCUGGCUGAGGAAUACUACGCCAAUAAUUUGAAGUUCGAAUUCCUUCGAUAAGUCAAGAUUUUCUUCAUUACUGUGACUGAAAGGUUCGAUGCGGUGGAACAAUGCCGGCCCAACGCCAGCAGCUGCAGCUAUGAGCGCGCGCGGAGCCGAGGGCGCGGGCGGGCCACCGAUGCCCCCACCGCCGGCCGUCUACCAGAUGCCGCCUCCGCCGCACUGCCCGCCCGGGCCGCCGGCCGGCUACCACCCGGGCAGCCAGGACGACGCGCGCGUGGCGUACAUGUACCAGCGCAGCCACGACCCCGAGUACCAGGCGGGCGUGAUGCGCUGGAGCACUGGAGACGACUCGGCCAUCGGGGCGCGGGGACUGUAUGACCACCAUCGGGGCGCGUCAAUGCCGCCUCCGGAGCCGGGCAUCGGCGACCACCAGAUGAAGAUUGCGCCGACGGCCAAGAAGCUCUGGGGCGUCGACGAUCACGCGAAGGAGGACAAGGGCAUCUUCAACAUUGGGGAGCAGACGUGGAGAGAACCGUGGAGCACGGGACACCCGCCCAACCCUGAACAUAGCAUGAACCAGCCGCUGGGUCUGGUACAGCGGCGGAGCGGCAGUUUUCCUGGCGGCGAGGUGGGCGGCGGCAGCGGCGGCGGCGGGGGCGGCAGCAACGCGCCCGGCGGCGGCGGCGGCGGCGGAGGCGUGCUCUCCCCGAGGUCGGAGAGCGGCGGACUCGGGGUGAAGAUGGUGGAGUACCUGCUGAGCAGCUCACCCACCGCGGCGCCGGGAGAUAACAACCAGCUGGAGGCGCGCAUGCGCGGAAUGGCGCUAGUGUCGGCGCCCGAGGCGGAGGAGAAGGACAAGGCGCCGUCGCCGUUCGACGCUCAGCCCGAGGACGCCGCGCCCGUGGCGCCGCCCAACGGACUCGUCCAGAACGGACUCGACGACGACUCGAAGGCGUUCAACCGGACGCCGGGCAGCCGGCAGCCGAGCCCGGCCGAGGAGCCGCAGCAGGGCGGCGGCGAGGUGGCGCCGCCGCCCCAGCCGCCCGGCAUGGCCCUCGACGCCGCUCACUUUGGCUCUGUGAUGAUGGCCGCGCCCAACGGCGGCAUGGGGUUCGGCGUGCCGCCGGCGACGGCAGCCGCGCUGCAGCCGCACCUGGGCCACGCGCCGCCCCACCCGGCCGACUCGUUUGGAAUGAUGCACGGCGGAGUGGAGCCGCAGCCGCCGCCGCAUCACCAGCCGCACCAUCAGCCCCAUCACCAGCCGCACCACCAGCCGCCGCACCACCAGCAUCAGCAGCACCACCCGGCGCUGCAUCACCAACAACACCAUCCGCAUCACCACCACCAACAGCAGCAACAGCCGCAGCAGCAGCAGGCGCCGCCGCCCCCGCCGCCUCAGCAGCAGCAGCAGCAACAGCCGCCGCAGCAGCCUCAGCAACAACAGCCGCAGCAGCAGCAACAGCAGCAGCCGUUCGACCAGCAGCGUUUUAUGAACAAUGGCGGUCUGCAGCUGUUAACCCAGCAGCAGUACCUGGCCGCUCAGCAGCAGGGACAGCUGCCAGCAGGUCUGCCCGGUCCCGGCUUCGGUCUGCCCUACAUACCUAACGGCCAGGAGCAGUACUUUAUCGCCGGUCCGGCCGUGUUCCCGGGACCCUACUAUGGCCUGCCGUACGUGUAUCCGGCCAGCAUGCUGCAGCCGGGCCAGGCGGCGGCGGCCGGCGCGCGGCCCGGUCGGCCCGUCACCCCCGGCGGCUCCGGCUCAGUGGAGGCCGCUGGCGGAGCGCCGCCCUCGGCCGCCGCAGCCGGAGCCGUGCCCUACAUGAUCCCUGCGGCCAUCUACGACCAGAACGGUCUGGUGGUGAGCGGACUGCGCGGAGUCGGCAACGGCGGCCCCGUACGACUCGUCUCCCCGGCGCCGGUCAUCAUCAACUCGGGAGGUGCGCCGGGCCCGCUCGGCAACGGCCUGCGGAUGCUGGGCAGCCAGGGGCCGCAGAUCGGCACACCGCCGUCCGUGUUCAACGGCAGCGCGCCCAACUUUGCCGUGUCUUCAGCGGCCGCCACCGGCGCAGAUACUCUAACGAACGGCUCCGUGUCAUCGUUCGGUCAGCUGGGCCUGCAGCCGAGCAGCUACGGCGGCUCGUCGCUGGCCGGCCUGGGCGCCGCCGGCUCAGCCAGUCAGAUGAGCACGAGUGUCGCCUCGCGCCGGGACUCGUUCGACCGCGGCUCGUCGGCCUUCUCACCGACAGUCGACUUCAAGCCGCCGCGCUGGCCGAGCAGUUACGGCGCGCUCGGCUCGGCCUCCUCGUCCGGCCUGGGGCUGGCGUCGAGCAGCCUGACGCCGCCGCCCAGCCUCAACUCGAACUCACUGCCGCUGGGCCCGCUGGUCGGAGGUCUGGGCGGCAGUAUGCUGUCGGCGGCGCCGGGCGCCGAAGGUCGUCACCGCACCAGUCUGUCGGCGGGCGUGUUCGCUGGCGCAGGGGGAGGAGGCAGCUCACUGUUCCCUCCGCGGCGAGGUAGCAGUGUGGAUCGCUCCUCAGCAGGACGCAGCAAACUGCUGGAGGAUUUCCGGAACAACCGCUACCCGAACCUGCAGCUCCGGGACCUUCAGCAGCACUUUAAGGAGUUCUCACAGGACCAGCAUGGCUCGCGGUUUAUUCAGCAGAAGUUAGAGCGGGCCACUCUAGCAGAGAAGCAGCUGGUGUUCGGUGAAAUCCUCAGUGCGUCCUACGGCCUGAUGACGGACGUAUUCGGAAACUACGUCAUCCAGAAGUUCUUUGAGUUCGGCACGCCGGAGCAGAAGACGACUCUGGUACAGAGGAUCACGGGCCACGUGUUGUCGUUGGCGACACAAAUGUACGGCUGCCGCGUCAUACAGAAGGCACUCGAGUCCGUCUCAGUGGAGGAGCAGAAGGAGUUAGUGCGCGAGCUCGACGGCCACGUCCUCAAGUGCGUCAAAGACCAAAACGGCAACCACGUCGUACAAAAGUGCAUCGAGUGCAUCGAGCCUCUGUCUCUACAGUUCAUCGUGGACGCGUUCCGGGGCCAGGUCCUGGCGCUGUCCACCCACCCGUACGGCUGCCGCGUGAUCCAGAGGAUCCUGGAGCACUGUCAGCCGGAACAGACGCGGCCGCUGCUCGACGAGCUGCACCAGAGCACCGAGCAACUACUGCAGGACCAGUACGGAAACUAUGUGGUACAGCACGUGGUCGAGCACGGCCCGCCGGAGGACCGCUCGCAGAUCAUCAAGGCUGUGCGCGGCAAGAUCGUUGUCCUGUCGCAGCACAAGUUUGCCAGCAACGUCAUCGAGAAAUGUGUCAUGUUCGGCACUCGGCAGGAGCGCUCACAGCUCAUCGAGGAGGUCUGCUCCUUCAAUGACGCAACGAUGCUGGCGCUACUGAAGGAUCAGUUCGGCAACUACGUCAUACAGAAGAUGAUCGACGUGGCGGAACAUGCACAGAGGAAGGCGCUGCUUGGCAAACUGAGGCCGCACCUCAACAACCUGAAGCGGUACACGUUCGGUAAACACAUUCUGGCCAAACUGGAGAAGUACAUGGGCCGUCAGCCGGCCGCCGGCCAGGAGCUGGGUCCGAUCGGGCCACCGCAGCCGUCAGGGAAUGGUGUGCCGCCGGCCCACGUGCAGGCGCAGGGUCACGGCCUGUAGUGCGCGCCGGACGGCAGUGCAUGAGACUGGUCACAGCCCACUGACGGGACGGAUGGUCUGACUCGACGGCCGCGCCCGAUCGACGGUCGACGCCGGACGGUGACUGUCCGACCGGGAUGCUGGUGGUGUGGCAUCGCCUGCCGCCGCAGGAGCAAGCUGAGGGUAUCGAGCCACCCGCGGCCGUCGCGCCGCGGCAGUGACACUCCAAGACGACACCGCCGCCGCGUCCCGCUGACCAGACUGAGGCGACCUUCGCGGCGAGGCUGGAAUGUCGCCGAGGUACGCCCGGCGCGCCCGACCGGCUCGGUCGCGUGAGAAGACGCCCCUCGACGCGUGAUGUGUCUGACUUGCCACAGCGGCCCAUCGACCCACUGCCACCGCCGCCGCCGCCGCCGCCGCCGUCCGGGCUGCCUCGACCGUCCGCGCACCGCUUCAUUUGUACAUACAGCAUUCAGGGUCCAAGACGUGUGUUCUGUGUACAUUUUCGCGCACGAUAAAUCCGCGUUCGGCGCUCGGCGGCAUCGGCUGCGGCUGUGACUCCCGUGCCAAGAGGCAGGACCGGCCGGCCCGCCGACGCGCCGACGCUUCUCAAUGACUGAAGGAAGAGAGAGAGAGAGAGAUGGAGAGCGAGGUCCGGGUUGCGGCGGUGGUGGCGGCGGUGGCGGACGAGGCAGUGGCGGCGGUGGGCACGACGCUAUAAAGUGCGGUGACAAUGGAGGAAUAAUGAGCUACCGGCGGCGACUGGCGCGCGCCGCUGCCACCUCUAUCUCUGUCUGCGUCUCUCCUGUCUCUUGUUUGACUCUGUUUUCUCUAUGCGUUUAUGUACAGCAUGACACGCGUCAUCUACUGUCUGUCACUGUAGAUAUGUCCAAAGGAUUCUGUAGAUAGCCAUCCCCGGAGCCGUCUCCAUCUUGUAAAAAUCAUCUGUACAGGAAACUCUUUAUUUUGAUACAAAACCACUAGGAGAGCGUUUUUGUUUUUACUUUGUGUGUUGCGCGCCGGGCCCACUAACUAUUGUUUUCUCCUGAUGGUCUGACGACGAUGGACCGCACGCCUAGUUAAGUAGACCGCCUGGCUGCGUGCCGGCUCUCAGAAACUGGCUUCAGCGCGGCCGCUGAGGGCAUUACCGCUGUCCGCCCCCGCCCCCGCCCGUACCGUCUCGGUCAGUAGCCGGUCGCCCGUUUUAAAGGUGACGAUGUGGCGGGUCGCCCCUGCCCUCCCCGCCCGCCCCGGAUCGCCGGCCGGGCUGACCUCUCGUGGUCGUCCGACCCCGCCUCUGCCACCCGUCUCACUCUGUGCACGCUGACGCGCGCGUCCCAGGCCGGCGGCGGUGGCCAGUCGGCUGGCGAUUCCCGUGCCCCUCUCCCUCCCCCCCCCCCCCUCCCCUGACCCCACGCUGUAUGCUACACCGACUUCGAAGCCGUCGGCUGUAUUAUAUGACUGUAAAAUACUGUACUGUAGUCAAUAAUACAUUUUCUGUAACGACGGA